Molecule: messenger RNA, 8808 nt
Organism: Fusarium poae
Lineage: Eukaryota; Fungi; Ascomycota; Sordariomycetes; Hypocreales; Nectriaceae
Gene: TEL1
Product: Serine/threonine-protein kinase tel1
Exons: 8
Coding region: 1-8808 (2935 amino acids)
Biological process (GO): DNA repair
Molecular function (GO): protein binding; protein serine/threonine kinase activity
Source: RefSeq, a predicted model, not a curated record
AUGGCAUCUCACAAUGUCAUGAAUCUGGCGCGUGAUGUAAAGUCUGCCGCAGUCAGAGACCGUGAGAAGGCUGUGGAUGAGUUGUCGCAUCUUCUCAACCCACGAAACCGAUCUACAAAUCUUUCCGACCUUGGCGACAAGAGUUACCAUGAGAUAUUUGAAGCAAUCUUCAGUUUCGUGCUUCGAGAGAAGCCAGUUCUUUAUGACAAGAAAAAGUCCCAAUCGUCAUUGAAUUCAACAACAACUCGUUUAUCAAAAUGCGCCGAGGCCGUGCGGAUGGCUGUAGGACGCGGCAAGUCAACGAUCGGACGGAAGACACUGCUGGCGAUCGUGGAUCACAUCACUCAAGUUCUCCCUGGGCCUAGCAGUGAUGAUUUCGUGCCUCCUUUACUCCAGGACUACAUCAAAGCUUUGACCGAGGUGCUUUCAAGGCCUGCACACGUGGAAAUAUUGGCCAGAAAGGGUGGCCAACAUUGGGAAAUUUGUGUUGGCUUCUUUCUCGACGUUGCCCAGUAUCUUCUUCCUGAUGAAGCAGACAUAUCAACUUUGUCAUUGGCUCGAGCAUCGCCAGCUCUGGCCCGAUCAUCACCAGCACCGGGGUCAGGAUACAGUCGAUCUAUUGGGCGAUCCACACCUUCGACUCAAAGCCAAAGAAGAGCUGCACCUGGAGAGGGCGGUCUUCUCAAAGAUGUCUUGGAAGGACUGCACUAUCUCAUCAUAGGCGGCAACGCGCCCAUACUACGGCAAUACAAAGAUAUCACCCCAGUAGUACUCAGGGUCUUAAAUCUGAAGCAGCUGAGUCUCGGCUCCCUGCAGACUUUGGCCUUUUCCAUUAUUAAUGCAAUCUUCACUGCUACAAACGCUGACGACUUAGCGCAUGCCAACUCUGUUGUGCAAAGUAUAUUGCCGCUCAUGAGCUACUGGUGGAGAUCUGAGAAGGUCUCUCAAGACGAAGUCAUCAGAGCGCUCAGGAUUGAGAUCUCUAGGAGUAUUUUCUUAAUGCACCUUCACAUUGAAAAUUUAGUCGUGAAAUCCUUGGACGAAAAUAUGCGCUUAGACCUCGAGGAUUUGGCUGAGAACAUCUGGUCUGAGUACUCAAGGCGUGGCGAGGCUGUCCGCUUACAAUUGAGCGACAUCACUUUUGCCUUAUUCUCUUUGCCGACAUACGGGCUGCAGCUAGAUAUGUUCGGCCUCCGCGCUCACAACGUCUAUGGAGAAGGCCAUUGGGCUAUCAUUCAAAACCUGGCGUUUCUAGAAGGUAUCAUGGCGUUGCCUCACUCUAGAACCCCGACAAACGAUGCAGAACAAAGUGAGCAACCAAGAAAAAGGCGAAAAAUCCAACAACAUAUGAGUCGCAUUCGGCUUAAGCUAAAGGCUGCCGAAGUAGCAGUUCGGGGAACUGCUUUACAAAUGAUUCCGUUCCUCUUGUUUGACAGGUCAUUGGGUCGUGACGAACUGGUUGACUUGCUACCUGAAUUGGUAUCAUUGGCGACUAACAAGAACCCUGUCACGGCUUCUUGGGCUCUCAUAGCCUCUGCGAGUUGUAUAAGCAAAUCGAAAGUUUGCCACGAUCAAGUAGAUGUCUGGCGUCAAUUGUGGCAUCUUGCUACACGUUCCGUCAGCCUGCCAGGAACAAGUAGAGCGGCCAGCGUGCUCCUGCAUGCGAUACUUGAGGCCGACGUUUUACCUUAUCACACAAUCUCCACAGACAUCAAUAACAUCGUCACAACUGCAGAUGUCAACGGGCCUAGUGUUCUGUGUGACACUUCUAUUAGCUUGAUGCUUCACGUCCUUCAAUUACGAAACGCCCGAACCCCCAGCGCAAGUCAAAGUACCUGUCACCACAUUAUCCGAUGGGUGUUUCUUCGUUGGAAUCCACACGAAUCUACGUUUGCAUCCUACCACUCUAUGCAUGCACAACCGGUUCAAUUAGUGAAUUUGAUUCGAGCCUGUUGUGGGACGACGGCUCUGGAGUUGAACACCCAUCAAACGGCUCCCGGGGGUCCAUUAACCGAGGCAUGGGGCUCAUUCAAGCAAACUGAGGCGUUUACACGAUACGUUCUCCUUGCAAAAGAUGAAUCUCAUGAUGCUGGUCCCAUUGGCUGCUGCGACCUUUCAGGACUAUCUGAUCCCGCUUCGUUGGCCGAUGCCAAUGCGCGCUAUGCUUCUCAGAAGCUGACACUUGAGCUGUUCUACCCCAAGCUGAGUGAUCUAUCUGAGCUCUGCACAUCCUGGACGAAGAAAACGAAUGAAGGCGGUACACAAAUAACUCUUGAUCGCUUUCAAAGUCUUCUUUCAGCCUGCUUGACCGGGACUCUGCUGCUUCCCAUACUUAAUCACCUAAACUCGACUCAGUCUUCGUCUGUCGAAUCCAUCCUGAAGGAGAUUCUCGACAAAGCGUUAAACUCUGCUUUUGCGUCAAUGGAGUCUACAGCCUUUAUCGAUUCAGUCCUACGAGCCGUUCGAGCUGUGAUGCCAGAUGUGACAACGUCGAGUUUGAAUCGAAUGCAGACAAACAACCCAAACUUGUUUCAUUUUUUCGGCAGAAUAUGGAAGUCUAUUGGCCAGCAACAUGAUCAAACAAAUCUUGACAGCAACAUCGACUUCAUGGAUAUCGAUGGGGAUUUCGACUCCCAAAGCAGCCGGGCAAGCUCAGUGCAUGCGCCAAUGGCAGCCCCACGCUUCAAUAGUCAGAUGAUGCUGGACAUGCAGGCUUUCUAUACUGAUGCAAGGGCGCGGCUUCGGUUUCUAUCCAUAUUGGAUGAUGAUAUCGGACAGAUUGGCCUUGUCCCCAAUACAUAUGUAGAGCAUCUCAUCAAGAUGCCUGUCGAAGACCUCUUGCUGUGCCGAAGUCUCCUGCUUGAAUUAUUUGGCUCUGAUCUUGUCAUUACGCCAGAUGAUGCUUUAUCAAUUGUUGAAAAGCUGGGAAAUUUCGUGUCUAAAACCGAAUAUCAAUGUGCCGAAGUUGCUUUGAGCAUCUGUAUCGGGGUAAUCGAUGGACUGCAUUCUAUCUGGCUAAAUGACAAAAAUCAUCUCUCCGAACGAGUUGGCGACCUUUACUAUCACUUCAUCAAGGUCUGUUUGACUUCCAACAUACUUUCGCCCGGCGCCCAAACGUCAAUGGUCCAGCUACUGCUCACUUUAUUACGAACCAACACGGACUAUGGUAAAGACCAGGGCCUUGAUUCGCCACGAACUUGUCUUCUAUAUAUACUGAAGAAUGGGCCCAUGUCGGUGAAAUACGCCAUCUCGCAAAAGAUUGCCGAUAUCUUUGACUUGUUUGUCCUCAAGCUUCAUGAUGAAGUGUUUGUGGAUAUUCUAGAUAGCUUACCUACUGAUCCCUUGGACACUACUGGCAUUGCAUUUCGUUUACUGGUAUUGUCGAACCUUGCCUGCAGAUGGUCGACUUUGCUUCGGAGGUGUACUUAUCAUAUCUUCGAAACGCCAGGGAAGAUUCCGGGGUCAACAGAUUAUGCGACCCGGUGUUUGGUAAAUGUGUCGAGAACGCUGAACCUGCAGUCGCCAAAGGCUCUGUUCCGGCUGUUCUCUCGGCAACUUCUAUACACUUGGCUUGAAUGUGACCCCAUAGAAGACAUUCCAUUUUCUAUAUUUGGGUUCAAGACGCUCGGAGACCUUCUCAAGUCUGCCCAGUCCGAAGCCGUCGGGCUGACUGUGAUGCGUGGUCAGGAUGAGACAUUUGCAGAGGUUUGCCGUCUACUGGGCAGUUCUGAGAGCGACCUCGUCCGUGAAAAUUUCACUACCGCUGUCGCUUAUAGCAUGAUCUUUGGUGACUCGAAUGGAGGUGUCGACAAGGAGCGUGGCGAGGCACAUGUCAAAAAGUUGCUUGGACGCACAGCUUAUAUGGAGUUGAUUCACAUCAAUUUCAUCGACAUCGCAGCACUGUUCUUCGACCUCAUCGAUCAAGAAAACUCUUUUGAAAAGGUCUUCACCAGGUUCAAGCUCGACUACGCUGGCCAGAUCCUGAGUGCUAUGAAGGCCAUUUCUCACUCUCCCGCCGAGUUACCAGCUAACCAACAGCCAAUGUUCAAAGCCAAGUACUUGAUCCACGAACUUCAUAGACUCUGUCAAAAUACAGAGUUCCAAUUCCAUGAUUUGUGGACGCCUCCUGUGGUUGUUUCAAUAGCUCGCAAGCUUCUCAAUACUGUUCAUCCGGCCUUAGGGCCUCUACAUGCCUGUUCUGUUCUUCGAAAAGUACGGGUUCUAGUCUCCCUUGGUGGUUCAGUUGCCUUGGAAUCCUACCCCCUGGAAAUGCUCCUGAAUGCUACCCGCACCUUCAUCACCGACUCUGAAUGUGCAGACGAUGCGCUGGGAAUUAGUCAGUAUCUUCUGGCUGAAGGGGCCAGGCACCUUAGCAAUGUCCCAUCAUUUCUUGCCGGGUAUGCCUUGUCAACUUUGGCAUCGCUCCGAGUCUUCUUAGAGUCGAGUCAGUCGAGCACAACUCAGGAAAGCCAGUUCAAGGCGACAAUGAGCAAAGCAGAAAAAUUCCAUGUAUGGGUCAGCAAAUAUCUUGAAGAGUAUGAAUCGCCCAUGUUUAAGAGUCUUGAGCAAAGAAGUGCUUUCAAAUCUAUCACUCAAUCCGCCGCUCGCAUUCGAUCUUCCGGGAACGCUGAACGAGGCACUGCAGAGAGCAAAUUGCUGUUGGAUAUUCUAGCCGAUGAAGGCGCAGACCAUCAGCUACUGAACGAGCCUUCCCGACAACUCGCACUCGGCCUUCUUUGCGGCGAUUUCAGCAUCCCUGAGAAGGUAAAGGAUGACAUCAUCGAGUCUGAUGAGGAUGCUCUAAAGUACUCGACAGCUGUGUGGAAGAGUUGUGAUACCGGAAACCUCAGCGAGGAAUAUCUCUCAUGGGCAGGACGGGUCGUUGGCCGGGCCUUCUCAGCGUCCGGGGAGAUCCCGCCUGGUGUGCUACGCGAAUCCUAUCUUAGCCAAUACCAGAAAAUGGCACCAGGAUCGAAUGGCUCAGAGACUGGAAUACUUUGCCUUCUGCGGGACCUCACCUCAAAUCCUGAUUCUAUUACUGCAGGUCUGGCUGAAGCUGCCCUGAGAUCCAUCGUCUCAGAUGCCAAUAAUCUAGAUGACGAGCUACUGUCUGUGGCCUGUCAAAAAAGUCUGACGGAGUCUCUUUUGGUCACAUCGCAAUGGGGCGCACACAGAUCGCCCCCAUCAGACAAGGGUAUUAUGACACCCACAUCAUCCUCGAAUCAACCCGAUGUCUGGUCUACAGAUAUCACGUCAAAGGACUGGCUGCUGGACCUGAGUGCGCACCUCGCUCGGUGCGUUCCAGAGUCAAUUAUUCUCUCAGUUCUUGCUCCUAUUCUCGCUAGGGUUGAGCACUUUGCAGAGAGAGCUUUCCCCUUUGUUGUCCAUCUCGCACUUUACUUCCCAAUGAAUCAACAACAUUCCCCCAAGCGCCCACUAUCUGUGGCAGUCAAAAGCUGGCUCCAAUGCAUAGAUACAACAGCCAAGGAAAACCAGAAGCUGCUGAUCAACAUGCUAUUAUAUCUUAGGACGCAACAAUAUCCGAAGGAGUCAUCGAUAGCUGACAGAUCGCAUUGGCUAGAAGUUGAUUCCGCCUUGGUCGCUGCAGCAGCGUCGCGCUGUGGCAUGUACAAGACGUCUCUGCUAUUUGUGGAAUAUGUCCCUCCAGAAACUACACGUUCUUCACGAACUUCUUCUGCAGCAGUAAAGGAGGUGGACAUGAGCGAAACUCUUCUUGCAAUUUUUGAGAACAUUGAUGACCCAGAUGCAUACUAUGGACUGCCAGAAGAGCCUAGUCUGUCAAAGAUUCUUGCUCGUGUGGAGUACGAGAAUGAUGGCCCCAUGAGUCUUGCAUUCCGAGGCGCUGAGUAUGACAGUAAUGUCCAUCUUGGAAACCCCGUGGCUCAGUCAGAUGGGCAGGCUUUAGUCAGAGCUUUCAGUACGCUUGGCUUGUCCGGGCCUUCUAACUGGUUCCUCCAAACGCAGAAUAACAUAGAAACAUCCCCAGCCGUCCUUGAAGAUACUUUCAACACAGCCAGAAAGCUUGGGGUUUGGAACUUGCCUGCGCCUCCGAGUGACCAUCAUGCGGUCACAGUGUUUAAGGCGUAUCAGAGCAUUAGUCAAGCGAUAGAUAUCGCCGAUAUCAGGGCUGCUGUGCAUGAUGGUUUUAGCCGCACAAUGAGUACCUUGGCAGUCCACAGCCUCAACGCUACGGCCCUGAGGAAACGCUUGGGGGCUCUAGCUUCUUUAACGGAGCUUGACGAUGUUCUAGGUGUUUCAGACAGUUCCGAGAUGGAUCUCCUCAUUGAAAAGUUCAAGAAUCGAAGUGACUGGAUGAGAAGCGGAUUAUACGAAAGUGUUGGUCAGAUUUUGUCUUGUCGCAGUACCACAAUGAGUAUGGUCAGCCAACAAAAUAGCUUACGAACAAAUAUCAAACUUUCCGCAGCUACGGCAAAGCAGAUGGAGGUUGAGUCCAUGAUCACCGCUUCUCAAAUAUAUCGCUAUCACCAAGCGACGCAGGAGAGCCUCAAGAUCUCCACCAUACUCACCAAGCUUAUACCAUCGUGUUCAGCACUAGACUUACAUGUGGAUGCAGCUGUCACCGUUGAGGCUGCUAACUCUGCCUGGGAUUAUGGGCAGAUGAGUACAUCCAUUCGCAUGCUGCAGGAUAUCGACAAAGACUCUGUGCUUGAGAGGCAAACUAUCCCAGUCAGUCGAUCUGAUUUGCUUUCCAAGAUUGGUUACCAGGUAUCCGUUGCACGCCUCGAAAAACCACAUGAUAUCCAAAAGAACUAUCUUGAGCCUGCGUUGAAAGAGCUCAAAGGCAAGGGUCAAGGCCGCCAAGCUGGCUCAGUAUUCCAUCAGUUUGCCAUGUUCUGCGAUCAGCAGUUGCAAGAUCCCGAUGGAUUGGAGGACUUGGCAAGGCUCCAGAACCUGAAGAAAGCAAAGAGCGAUGAAGUGUCGGAACUGAAGACCCUUAUUAAUGGCACCAGGGACACUCAACUCAAAACCAAGUACUCACAUGUUCUAAACAAAGAGAAGCAAUGGCUCAGUCUUGACGAGCAGGAGUUGCGACGAGUUGAACAAACGCGUAGUGAGUUUGUUCGCCUGAGUCUCGAGAACUAUCUUUUAUCUCUCGUUGCCUCCGAUGAACACAAUAACGAUGCUCUCCGAUUCACUGCUCUUUGGCUAGAGCGAUCGGAAGAGGAAAGCACAAAUCAGGCAGUCAUGCGACAUCUAUCAGAAGUCCCAACCAGAAAAUUCGCUGGCCUCACCAACCAACUGACAUCACGACUCCAAGACCAUAACAAUACAUUCCAGAAACUGCUGUUGGAGCUAGUCUACAAAAUCUGCGUGGACCAUCCCUACCAUGGCAUGUAUCAAAUAUGGUCUGGAACAAAGGCAAAGGCACAACAAAAAGACGACGUCGCUGUCUUACGCGUCAGGGCAACAGAACGCGUUGCCAAACGCUUAGCUGAGACGCAAUCUGUGGCCAACAUUUGGCUGUCGAUCGAUAAGACAAGCAAAUAUUACCAUGCUCUCGCCAUGGAUCGAAAUCCAAAUAAGUACAAGUCAGGUGCGAAGAUCCCGCUCAAAGAUUCCACACCCGGCCACAAUCUUGUCAAUUGUCUAGCCAAAUAUCGCAUCCCCUCUCCAACUGUGCAAAUCGAACUCUCGGCAACCAAAGACUACUCCAAGGUGCCCAUCAUAUCCAAGCUGGAACCCACAAUGACCAUCGCUUCGGGUGUCAGCGCACCUAAAAUCAUCACAGCUAUUGGAAGUGAUGGGGUCCGCUACAAGCAACUUGUCAAAGGAGGGCAUGACGAUUUGCGACAGGACGCCAUCAUGGAACAAGUCUUUUCGGCCGUGUCAUCUCUUCUCAAGCUUCACAGGACAACUCAGCAGCGUAACCUCAGUAUCAGAACCUACAAGGUGCUUCCACUCACAGCAUCUUCCGGAUUGAUUGAAUUUGUGCCCAACACAAUUCCACUUCAUGAGUUCUUGAUGCCUGCUCAUGAAAGAUACUAUCCAAAAGACCUAAAGGGCUCUCAUUGUCGUAAAGAGAUAUUUGGGGUCCAGGGAAGAGCGGCGGCAACACGGAUCAGUACCUACCGCAGAGUCACUGAGAAGUUUCACCCAGUCAUGAGAUACUUCUUUAUGGAGAAUUUCAUGGACCCGGAUGAAUGGUUCCUCAAGAGGCUGGCAUACACAAGAAGCACCGCAGCUAUAUCGAUGUUGGGACACGUCCUCGGCCUAGGCGAUCGACAUGGGCACAAUAUCCUUUUGGACCACAAAACUGGAGAGGUGGUUCACAUUGAUCUGGGUGUCGCGUUUGAAGCAGGCCGCAUUCUACCAGUGCCUGAAAUGGUACCGUUCCGGUUGACGAGGGACAUUGUGGAUGGAAUGGGAAUUACCAAAACAGAGGGAGUCUUUCGCCGAUGUUGCGAGUUCACUUUGGAUGCUCUCAGAGAAGAGCAGUAUUCCAUCAUGACAAUUUUGGACGUGUUACGUUUCGAUCCUUUAUACACAUGGUCAAUCUCGCCACUCAGAUUGGCCAAGCUUCAAAAGGCAAGAAACAACGAUGACAGUCUCAUGGACGACGAGCAAAGUGAAGCCGAGACGAAAAAGGGCAAGAAGGCUAUAGGGCAUGUCAAUGAGCCUUCUGAAGCUGACCGUGCUUUGGAGAUUGUGAGGAAGAAGCUGUCCAAGACAUUGAGUGUAACUGCAACAGUCAACGAUUUGAUAAAUCAAGCGACUGAUGAACGUAAUCUAGCAGUUUUAUAUUCUGGCUGGGCAGCGUACGCAUGA